CUGCGGGGCGCCGGUGAGAGCCCCCUUGAGUCCAGGGUCGGGAGGGUCUUGGGUCCGGAGGGUCCGCCCGGGUCCUUGCGGGCCGGAGGAUCUUGAAGCCAUGGAUUACCCACAUGUGCUUUGAGACACGCUUUAGAUUUUUUCCUAAAAGUCCUGCAACCAUCCUAAAACUUGAACGUGUCAUGGAACAGACAGACUGAGGGUCCGUGGCAGCAGCGUCGACUUAGAGCAAUGUUUCGUGGUGUCCUGGGGAAGACCUUUCGGCUGGUUGGCUACACCAUCCAGUAUGGGUGCCUAGCCCACUGCGCUUUUGAGUACGUUGGUGGGGUUGUGAUGUGUUCUGGACCAUCCAUGGAGCCUACCAUUCGAAAUUCAGACGUCGUCUUUGCAGAAAACCUCAGCCGACACUUUCACAGCAUCCAGAGAGGUGACAUUGUGAUUGCAAAAAGCCCGAGUGAUCCAAAAUCAAAUAUCUGUAAAAGAGUAAUUGGUUUGGAAGGAGACAAAAUCCUCACCACUAGCCCGUCAGAUUUCUUUAAAAGCCGUAGUUAUGUACCCAUGGGCCACGUCUGGUUAGAAGGUGACAAUCUACAGAAUUCCACAGACUCCAGGUACUAUGGACCGAUCCCUUAUGGACUGAUAAGAGGACGCAUCUUCUUUAAGAUCUGGCCUCUGAGUGACUUUGGGUUUCUGCGUGACAGCCCCAACGGCCACCGGUUUUCUGAUGACUGACAAGCGUAUACUCCUCCAACCUCAUGACUGUCUGCUGGGCUGGUGAAUUUACGACCGAAGCUGAAGCCAUUGACCCUCCCAAUAAAUGAUUUGCUAUUUAC
Octodon degus (degu) is the source of this 833-nucleotide messenger RNA. It is a transcript of the gene Immp1l, whose product is annotated as inner mitochondrial membrane peptidase subunit 1. The transcript is spliced from 7 exons. Gene Ontology annotation, molecular function: serine-type endopeptidase activity. The record is from RefSeq and is a predicted model, not a curated record. Lineage: Eukaryota; Metazoa; Chordata; Mammalia; Rodentia; Octodontidae. Gene Ontology annotation, cellular component: membrane; mitochondrial inner membrane peptidase complex. The coding region runs from base 232 to 732 and encodes 166 amino acids.